Quercus lobata is the source of this 3718-nucleotide messenger RNA. RefSeq names its product LRR receptor-like serine/threonine-protein kinase RCH1. The record is from RefSeq and is a predicted model, not a curated record. The transcript has 2 exons. NCBI's taxonomy places the organism in Eukaryota, Viridiplantae, Streptophyta, Magnoliopsida, Fagales, Fagaceae. Bases 334 to 3597 code for a protein of 1087 amino acids. Gene Ontology annotation, molecular function: protein kinase activity; protein binding; ATP binding. Gene Ontology annotation, biological process: protein phosphorylation.
GCUAGUUCCCUUCAUACCCGAAAUACUUAGAAGACUUUAUCCAUCUAUGCGUUUAAAACCAUAAACUUAUCUGUCCUUUGUGUCCCUAGCUGUCUAUUUACCUCAAAACAACCAAAGCAUGUCAUUCAUAAAGUUUCUGUAAAGGAUUGUUUCAACUUUCAGAAGUACACACUUCACCAUUUCUUCCAGUAAAAUUGGAUGAAACAACCAACAAAGGCAGUUCAAAUCCCAUUAUCUGUCAAUUAUCAUAGAGAAAAGAAACAGAGAAAUUUUGAGUGCUGGUUCUGCUCAAGUUAGAUGAGUUAGAACAGUGUAGGAGGUGUUAACUUCAUCAUGUCAAGCAAUGCAGUCAUUACUUUUUUCUUGUUUCUCAACAUCUUUAUGUUUCCUGCCAUUUCUGCCUUGAACCAAGAAGGUCUCUCUCUACUUUCAUGGCUUUCAGCAUUCAAUUCAUCCUCUUCUGCUACUUUCUUCCAUUCAUGGGAUCCAACUCACAAUAAUCCAUGCAAAUGGGAUUAUAUCAAAUGCUCCAGACAUGGUUUUGUUUCAGAUAUAACAAUAACCUCCAUCAACCUUCAUACCAGCUUCCCCACCCAGCUCCUCUCCUUCAACUAUCUCACCACCCUUGUCCUUUCAAAUGCAAACCUUACUGGAGAAAUCCCCCCUUCAAUAGGAAACUUGUCAUCACUGGUGACCUUAGACCUCAGUUCCAAUGCUCUAUCAGGGAACAUCCCAGCUGAAGUUGGAAAAUUAUCUGAGUUGCAGUUUUUGGUGCUGAAUUCAAAUUCCUUGCAUGGUCAAAUUCCAACUGAAAUUGGAAAUUGCUCGAAGCUUCAAGAGCUUGAGCUGUUUGAUAACCAGCUCUCUGGAUGGAUUCCUGCAGAAGUAAGCAAUUUGAUAGGCCUGGAAAUCUUUCGUGCAGGCGGAAAUCUAGGAAUUCGUGGCGAAAUCCCAAUGCUAAUAUCAAACUGUAAAAGACUAGUUUUUCUUGGUCUUUCAGAUACUGGUAUUUCGGGGCAGAUUCCAAGUGGAUUAGGAGAACUUCAGAAUCUCAAGACUCUUUCAGUCUACACAGCCAAACUCACAGGUCCAAUCCCACCAGAAAUUGGUAACUGCUCAUCUUUGGAACAAUUGUAUCUAUAUGAAAACCAGCUUUCUGGAAAUAUUCCUAACGAAUUGGGUUUUAUGAAAAACCUCAAGAAGGUGCUAUUGUGGCAGAACAAUCUGCAUGGAAGCAUUCCAGAAAGUCUUGGAAACAGCUCAAGUUUGACGGUUAUUGAUUUCUCAAUGAAUUCCCUCAGUGGUGAGCUUCCUGGGUCUUUUGCAAAUUUAGUCACAUUGGAGGAGCUUCUUCUGUCUGAUAACAACAUUUCUGGCCAAAUACCAUCAUAUCUCGGCAACUUUUUGGGUCUGCAGCAACUUGAAUUGGAUAACAACAGAUUUUCUGGUGAGAUUCCACCUGCCCUGGGGAAACUAAAGGAACUUUCUUUGUUCUUUGCCUGGCAGAAUCAGCUUCAUGGAAGCAUACCAACUGAGCUAGCCAACUGUGAGAAACUUCAAGCAUUGGAUCUUUCACACAAUUUGCUCACCGGCUCUAUUCCAAAUGCUCUCUUCAAUCUCAAUAACUUAACCCAAUUGUUGUUGAUAUCAAAUAGAAUCUCAGGUGAAAUUCCACCUCAAAUUGGUAACUGCACCAGCUUGAUCCGUUUGCGGCUGGGAUCAAACAACUUCACCGGUCAGAUUCCAUCAGAAAUUGGGCUCCUGCAUAAUUUGAGCUUUCUUGAAAUGUCAGACAACAAAUUCACCGGAGAAAUUCCUCCUGAAAUUGGCAACUGCAAUCAACUAGAAAUGGUUGAUUUGCAUGGAAAUGCACUCCAAGGCAUAAUCCCCUCAUCAUUUGAAUUCCUUGUUGGUCUUAAUGUGUUAGACCUUUCCAUGAAUAGAUUAGCAGGCACCAUUCCUGAGAAUCUGGGCAAGCUUACAUCCUUGAACAAACUGAUAAUCAGUGGGAACCAGAUUACCGGUUUGAUUCCCUCAUCACUUGGCCUCUGCAGGGGUUUACAGUUGUUGGAUAUGAGCAGCAACAAAAUCACUGGUUCUAUUCCAGAAGAACUUGGUCAUCUCCAAGAAUUAGAUAUUCUCUUGAAUCUGAGUUGGAAUUCUCUGACAGGCCCCAUUCCAGAGAGCUUCUCUAAUCUCUCAAAGCUUGCCAACUUGGAUCUGUCUCACAACAUGCUAACAGGAAGCCUGAGAGUACUAGGUAAUCUUGAUAACCUAGUAUCUCUGAAUGUCUCCUACAAUAAAUUUUCUGGUUUACUUCCUGAUACCAAGUUCUUCCAUGACCUCCCAGCCAGUGUGUUUACUGGUAAUCAAGAACUCUGCAUCAAUAGAAAUGAGUGCCAUAUAAAUGGAAAACUCCAUGGUGUCAAUUCUGCCAGAAAUCUUAUUAUCUAUGCUCUUCUCAGUAUAUCUGUAACUGUGUUUGUGGUGAUUUUUGGGCUAUUUUUAUUUAUGAGAGUUCGUGGACCCACAUUUGAGAAGAAUGAUGAAGAAGAACAUGACUUGGAAUGGAAUUUCACCCCAUUUCAAAAGCUUAACUUUUCCAUAAGUGAUAUUGUCACAAGCCUGUCAGAAUCUAAUAUUGUAGGAAAGGGUUGUUCAGGCAUUGUUUAUCGUGUUGAGACUCCAGGAAAGCAGGUUAUCGCAGUGAAGAAGCUAUGGCCAGUUAAAAAUUGGGAGCUUCCAGAGAGAGACUUGUUCUCUGCAGAAGUUCAGACUCUUGGAUCAAUAAGGCACAAAAAUAUAGUGAGGCUUCUGGGAUGUUGCAACAAUGGAAAAACUAGAUUACUCUUGUUUGAUUACAUCUGUAAUGGGAGUUUGGCUGGAGUACUCCAUGAAAAGAGGCUGUUCUUGGACUGGGAUGCAAGGUAUCAAAUCAUACUGGGAGCAGCUCAUGGUUUAGCCUAUCUUCACCAUGACUGCAUUCCUCCAAUAAUUCAUCGCGACAUUAAAGCAAAUAACAUCUUGGUGGGCCCACAGUUUGAGGCCUUUUUAGCAGAUUUUGGCCUUGCAAAGCUUGUUGAAUCUUCAGAAUGUUCAAGAGCAUCCAAUACAGUUGCUGGUUCUUAUGGGUACAUCGCUCCUGAAUAUGGAUACAGUUUGAAGAUCACAGAAAAGAGUGAUGUGUACAGCUUUGGCGUGGUACUACUAGAGGUCUUAACCGGGAAGGAACCAACAGAUAGCAGGAUACCAGAAGGUGCUCACAUUGUCACUUGGGUUAACAGGGAAGUUCGAGAAAGAAAAAGAGAAUUCACUACAAUUCUUGACCAGCAACUAGUUUUACGAUCAGGGACACAGAUUCAACAGAUGAUUCAAGUGCUUGGGGUGGCUCUCCUAUGUGUGAAUACUUGUCCAGAGGAAAGGCCAACAAUGAAAGAUGUUGCAGUGAUGCUCAAGGAGAUCCGGCAUGAAAAUGAGGAUUUUGAAAAACCAAAUUUUCUCCGCAAUGGGGUAGCAAACAACCCGAAAGCAGCAGUCCACUGUUCUAGUUUCUCAAGAUCAUCUGAACCUCUAAUAAGAUCGCCUCCAUAUGCAUAACAUCCCAAAAAUUAGAAUCUAGUUCAUUGAUAAUUUGUUCUCAAUAUUCAAAUAACAAAAAACUUUGUAUAGCUUGAUAUUAUUAUUUAGUAGCAACAGGUUAUCACCUAUCACAUUGUAA